This is a messenger RNA of Tyto alba (common barn owl), 1509 nucleotides long. RefSeq lists its product as uncharacterized. Bases 579 to 1346 code for a protein of 255 amino acids. NCBI's taxonomy places the organism in Eukaryota, Metazoa, Chordata, Aves, Strigiformes, Tytonidae. The record is from RefSeq and is a predicted model, not a curated record. The transcript has 6 exons.
AGAAUAGGGUGGCACAUGGCUCUGGGACCAUACCUCCUGCAGAAUCAGGGGUCAGGAAAUGAAGUCAAUGUGCUGUGAACCUACCCAGUGAUGUUAGUCCUUGCCUAUGCUUUCCCCUUGCAGACUGCAAGUGGGGAGAUUAAUAUUCUCCUUUUAAUACUAUUCCCCAUGCAGGUUCCCUCAGGUACCACCAGCUCUUCCCCACGGCCCAUUUUUUCUUUUGUUCCUCUGAAAACAGAGGGACAGGUACGGCCAAGUGUGACACUGGCAUGUGUUCCCUAGGAGCCGAGCUUGUGUCCACCAACAGCCCUUUGGGAACAAAGCCAGCCUGUACAGUCUGCCCAAGGAGUCACAGACGUGUCCUGCACCAGCGGCCUCGAGCAGGAGGUGAAUGGGGGCCGUGCUCGGCACUGGAAGUGGGGCAGAGACUGAUGCGGUUACUGCAGAGCUGCAGCCAAGUCCUCCCUCGGGAGAGCAAGGAAGGAAGGACGACACAAGAGAGGCCUCAUCGUAACGCGUGCGAUUCCUCUCCGAUGCAUGGAUGAGCCAGCCCCCACCAGCGCCUUAGAGCAUCUGCCAUGUCAGUCCUGGUGCCAGUGCCGGAGCCUCCUGCCCUGUCGAGGAGCCCCGAAGAGGGGCAGCACGGUGGCCGCGAGCCUGGGCACAUCCUUGCUCAGCUGUCUGCAGCCCUGGAGAACCCGGACAUCAAAGCUUUGGAGUGGUCCAAGGAUGGGCGAGGUGCCCUCAUCCAUGCCGAGCUGUACGAGGAGGAGAUGGGGAAGAACAAAGAGCUCUUCCCAGAGCUGGCGGAUCUCGGCUGUGUCGCAGUGCUGCAGGCCUGGCUGCUAGCCCACGGUUUCAAACUCAAGGGGCCAAAGGUCAACUCACAAGGGCUCCUGUUCCAGCACCCCAAUUUCCAGAGGUCACAUCGCACUGCCAAAGAGCUGGGCUCCCUUGGAGGGGAUGCUGGCCUCUCUGCCAAGCAGCAGAAGAAAAGGAAGAAAAAGAGACGUGUGAGGAGCCUGCGGCCUCCCCCCAGGGCCACGUCCCAGGACACGCUGAGACAACUGCCACGUCUGCGACCCUUGUACCAGUACAUCAACUUUGAGACGCCGGAGCUGAUGCACCCAUCAGCAGAUGAUCAAGUCCCAGGGCUGGCACAGCCAAGCCAGGUCCCUGCAGCCCCCAGGAAGGCAGCUGCUCCACAGCAGGAGGAUACCCGGGCCAGCAGCGCUCCCGAGAUCCCUGACCCGGAAGGAGGCGACAAAUCCAUGCAGCUUGACAUUGAUAGGAUGCUCCGAUAUGCAGCUCAACUGGUGCCACUGCUCUUUCCUCAGUAUCAAUAGCCAGCUUUGUGCCUCCCGUUUGGCUACUAGAGCCUGACUUGCAGAGCGGUAAUCAUCACCCGGCCCAUACAAACAGCUGUGGGCUUAUUGUUUUGGGUUUUUUUCCUGGUUGCAGAGAACCUGAUUUGCUCGGGGAAAAAAAAAAAACAAAACAAAACAACAA